AAUUAUCGACCUUCUUUAACAAAAAGGGUCAAAAAAUCUAAGUUCUAAGCCCGUGCUGUUUUUUUCUUUUAUUCUAAAUUUCUAAUCCAUGUUCACCCACUGCCUUAUUUAUCACUAGUCAAAUACUGAAAUUCUUCGUCUCCAAAUCACAUUUUAACAGUCUCUUUCUUCUUAUUGUUCAUGUAAUAGUAAUAAUUUCAUGGCUAUUCCAUCUCCUAAAAUUUUCCUCCUCUUAACAUUCUUCUUCUCACAUUCUAUAGCUGUGAAGUCCUCCAAUGCUUCCACAACCCCAACAUUGCAUGCAACCUUCCCAUUUCCUGAAGUUAGCAGCUUCAAUUCAUCUAAGCUUUCAAUCUCAAUAAACAUAAAUCCAAACAUCAUCAACACCCUUCUUCAGUCCCUCCAAGCAGCAAUAUCUGAAGCCACAAAACUAUCUGAUCUAUUAAACAACGCUGGACAUAACAUCAUAGAGAACAAAAUAGGAGCAGUCCAAGACUGUAGAGAACUUCAACAAUCCACCUUAGCUUCCUUAAAAAGAUCACUAUCAGGAAUCCGUUCCCAAGACUCCAGAAAACUAGUUGAUGCAAGAACCUACCUCAGUGCAGCACUCACCAACAAGGACACGUGUCUAGAGAGCUUAGAUUCUGCUUCUGGUACCCUUAAGCCAGUUCUAGUGAAUUCUGUGAUCAACUCUUACAAAGAUGUCAGUGACUCUCUCUCAAUGCUCCCCAAGCCUGAGAGGAAGGCUUCCAAAGGACACAAGAACCGGCGUUUGUUGUGGUUGUCAACGAAAAAUCGCCGUCUCUUGCAAAGCAAUGAUGGAGGAGAGCUUGUUGUGGCUGCAGAUGGAACUGGGAACUUUAGCACCAUCACUGAGGCUAUCAACUUUGCUCCGAAUAACAGUGUUGGUAGGACAGUAAUCUAUGUCAAAGAAGGGACGUACGAGGAAAAUGUUGAAAUCCCAAGCUAUAAGACCAAUAUUGUUCUGCUUGGCGAUGGAAAGGAUGUCACAUUUAUUACUGGCAACAGAAGUGUCAUUGAUGGCUGGACCACUUUCAGAUCUGCAACUCUAGCGGUCUCUGGUGAGGGCUUUCUGGCACGUGAUAUAGCUUUUGAGAACAAGGCAGGGCCAGAGAAGCAUCAAGCAGUGGCCUUGAGAGUGAAUGCAGACUUCACUGCUUUCUACAGGUGUGCUAUGUAUGGUUACCAAGACACUCUCUAUGUCCACUCCUUUAGACAAUUCUAUAGGGAGUGUGAAAUUUUUGGAACCAUAGAUUACAUAUUUGGGAAUGCAGCAGUGGUUUUACAAGCAUCCAACAUUAUCACAAGGAUGCCAAUGCUUGGUCAAUUCACUGUCAUCACUGCACAGUCCAGAGAUUCCCCUGAUGAGGACACUGGCAUUUCAAUCCAAAACUGUUCAAUUCUAGCCACCACAGAUUUGUACUCCAAUUCUGGUAGUGUCAAGAGCUACCUUGGAAGGCCAUGGAGGGUCUAUUCUCGUACUGUUUUCCUUGAGUCCUACAUUGAUCAAUUUAUUGACCCAAUGGGGUGGAAAGAGUGGUCUGGUGAUCAAGGCUUGGACACUUUGUAUUACGGAGAGUAUGCUAAUUAUGGGCCUGGUUCAGGGACUGAUAACCGAGUCAAUUGGGCUGGGUUCCAUGUAAUGGAUUAUGACAGUGCCUACAACUUCACAGUUUCGGAGUUUAUUAUUGGUGAUGCUUGGCUUGGGUCUACUUCAUUCCCUUAUGAUGAUGGGAUUUAAUUAUAAGUGUGAGAGAGAUUAAAUAGGUGAGCUAGCUUGUUGUAAAAUUAGCCACUUGGCCUUUGCUAUUGUAAAAUAAAAAGGUGAGUGGCUAAUUUAAAUAUGAUUAAGGUAGCUAAGUGCAGUGAAAAGUUGAAAAGAUGUUAAGAAAUAUGCUGAACCAAUCAGUUGUUUUGACGAAUCAAACAAUAAGAGAGGAUCAAACAACAUCCAAUUGGUAGAUAACUAAGUUUGAUUUUUAUAUCUGGAAGAUUAGUCACUUUGAAUCUGAGAUUGUUUUCGGCACAAAAUAUAUAAGAUAUUUCCAAAUGAUGUCAAGUA
This is a messenger RNA of Glycine soja, 2083 nucleotides long. RefSeq names its product probable pectinesterase/pectinesterase inhibitor 12. The transcript is spliced from 2 exons. Gene Ontology annotation, molecular function: pectinesterase inhibitor activity; pectinesterase activity. Bases 200 to 1762 code for a protein of 520 amino acids. The record is from RefSeq and is a predicted model, not a curated record. Lineage: Eukaryota; Viridiplantae; Streptophyta; Magnoliopsida; Fabales; Fabaceae. Gene Ontology annotation, biological process: cell wall modification.